Messenger RNA from Trametes versicolor FP-101664 SS1, 1441 nucleotides. RefSeq lists its product as uncharacterized. Lineage: Eukaryota; Fungi; Basidiomycota; Agaricomycetes; Polyporales; Polyporaceae. The record is from RefSeq and is a predicted model, not a curated record. The coding region runs from base 68 to 1219 and encodes 383 amino acids. The transcript is spliced from 3 exons.
GGGUCUGCCAUCCCUCUCCGUCCCUCUCCAGACGUCCACUCCUUCACCCGCUGCUCGCCGCUUAGCUAUGACUUCCACUAGUAAUGUCCCGUUUCACAAGCUUGACGACACCGACCCCAGUAUCGUGUACACCGGAGAAUGGUUCGAUAAUCCUGGGAUCUCUAGUGUGUUCAACAACUCGCUCUCGUCCACCGUCCACGAAGGAGAUACAGCGCAUAUCGAGUUCAUUGCAUCCCAAAUCGUGAUCAUUGGCGCGACCGUUGCCCCUAGCGGCGCGAGCUCAGACUCCGGCCCAAUAUCCGGGUACACCUUGGACGGAGCCACGAACAGUGUCUUCUUAUUCCAGGGCAACGCGGCCAAUGCUACUGGUGUCACAUUCUACAACUCCGGGCCCCUCUCCAAUAGCAAACACACGCUCGACAUCUCCAUCGUCCAAAUCAACGACAAUAUCCCGUACCUGCUCGAUGCUGUCUUUCUCCAGGAAGAAGUGGUAACUCAGAGUGCCACGGCGAGCAACACAGGCAUCUGGAUCUCCACCGUGUUCGUCACCCCCACCGCCGCCGCGACGAGUCUGGCCAGCAACGGUACCGCUAGCAGCAGUGCCUCGACCAGUUCUGCCCCCGUAGGAGCCAUCGUGGGCGGCGUCGUGGGCGGCGUCGCGUUGCUGGUGGCCGCCGGCCUGGCAUUCUACUUCCUGUACUUCCGCCACCGGCACCGCAGUUCGUACGCCUACCGCAGCUUUGGCGACGCACCCCCGCUGUUCGCUGCAGAAAAGGAUGACUUCAGCGGGAAGCCCUCAGAGGCGCAAGCGUCCCACCAGCAGCCAUUCCUCGCCAGCGCGCCGACUUCCGGUUAUGCAGACACCUCGCCGUACGUGCCUCGGCAAGCCCCCGCUUCCGAAGUGCUAUCGGCCCCCACAACGCCACAUGCCUACCCCCCAGCCCCUGCGAGUGCAAGCGGCAGCGGUGCGGGUUCCUCCACCGGACGCACACUUUCUGUCGUGAACAACGACGCGGCCGCAGGGGCGGCAGCGUUCCUCACGCCCGCACAGCGCAAGGCGGAGGAGGCCCGGCGAGCGAAAGCGGAGGCGGACGCCGUGCAGUACCACGCUGACUCUGGUGUCCGGUUCGACACCGAGGGGCGGCCAAUCGAGGCGUCCGCGAGCACGAGCGAGGUGCAUCCACUGGCGGACGUACCCCCAGAGUACACGCCAUCAUGAUUCCUCGGCCUCGGCGAAGGGCGGCGGGUGUGAGGUGUGCGGUGGUGUUCUCGCUUUCGCUCUGUGUCGCUCUGUGGAUUUGACAUACUGGUAGUUCCUGGGAUCGUCUAUGACCUUCGCCGUGUAGUGCGUACAUACUUUACUUUAUCCCAGGCGCGUGUUCGCUGGACUUUGCAUAUUUGGACUACUAUCGCACAUCUAGGAUAUUACACCGCUUUGCUG